AUGCACGGCCAGGAACAAGGGCAGCUCGAUGCAAGCACGCCUGGUGCUGAUGCGCUCGUUGCUGGACUCCGGCUCGCUGCAGCUAUGCUCGUUGGAGACAGGGGAGGCCGACCACCCUUCUUGGCCGCCGCCUUCUUGGCCGCCGGACCAACAGGGACGCCCUUUGGCUUUGGCUUAGCAGCAGCGACCGGUGCAGUGGCUUGUGCAGGAGGUGGCAGGACGAGCGGGGCAGGCGUCAGGGUAGGCGGUGCACAUGCGCCGUUCUUCGUCGCCUCCUCUGGAUCCGGCGGUCGCAGGACGGCGUCCCUUCGGGGACGGCGCGGGGUCAGAACUCAGAAGGCAAACGGGAUCAAGAAGAACAACUGCAACUGCAACAAUAGAUGUCGAGAGUUCUCCACCAUGGCUACCGGAGAUGGCGACGGCGACGGCGCUGUGCUCGUUGGGGGCGCUGGUGGGGACUGGGCAGUGGAGACCGGAGAUGGCGUGGUGGGGAUUGGGGAGAGAACGGCAGAGGAGAGAGGAGCGGCAGAGGGCAGAGCCACGGAGGGGCGGCGAGCGGACGGCGCGCGUGGGGUCGCACGAGCCCGCGACGCCGCGAUUCAGCCGCUGGUCGUCUGA
Molecule: messenger RNA, 618 nt
Organism: Miscanthus lutarioriparius
Lineage: Eukaryota; Viridiplantae; Streptophyta; Magnoliopsida; Poales; Poaceae
Source: the annotation of a GenBank genome assembly